Molecule: messenger RNA, 3502 nt
Organism: Parasteatoda tepidariorum (common house spider)
Lineage: Eukaryota; Metazoa; Arthropoda; Arachnida; Araneae; Theridiidae
Gene: lobo
Product: coiled-coil domain-containing protein lost boys
Biological process (GO): cell motility
Cellular component (GO): motile cilium
Source: RefSeq, a predicted model, not a curated record
CAUCCUUCUUCGAUGACUCUCCACACUCUACAGGUGAACGCAUGCGAAAUGUUGUGUUGCCAUGGGUAGAGAGUUCUGCUCUACGCCACCUAUAGCCCAUUUCGAGAUUUAACAAUAACGGGGCUAUUACGCUAGGAAAUUACUUUUGUAUAAUAGGAAUUUUCUAAUAGUAAAUCCGCUGAUGUCUACUAGGUAGCCUAUAGAGAUAAGUACAUAAAUACUAGGAGCUUAUAAUAUGUGCCGCGGUUGAAUCUACUCGGAGAAGUUAAACGAUGCGGCACUUUCAUCCAUACAUAAAUAUAGUAUGAAAUUUUGAAACUCAGCAUAGGCAUGAUAUUUCUGAUGAACGUUAUCGAUAAAAUAUUGUUUCUUUUUUUCUUUCUUAUUAAGCGCAAGUUUUCUGUCUAUUACACAUCAUGGAAAUAAGUUUUCCAUCAUCUUAUACGCAAAAUAAUGAAAGAGAAAUCGAAGUCUUGAAACGUGCUGAUAAUUUUCUUCGACAGUUUCGCUUUUUGUACCCGGCAAGACCCGAACCUCCGUUAUAUUUUGAAAAUGAAUGCAAAAUAAGGAAACUUACGUGUACAACACUCUGUCCAACAAGGAUUACUAAGACUAUUUCACUAAAUGAGUGGAAAAAUAGCGCUCAAUUUUUAGCUGAUUACGUGGAAUACAAACCCGCAAAAUUUCCACAAGAGAUUCCUUAUCAACUUUUCUCCCUAGACGCCAUUUUGAAAAAAAGAGAAGGUACUAGUUUAGAAAUGUGUAUGCUUUUAUGUUCUUUUCUUUUAUCAUCAAGCUAUGAUGCUUUCGUGGUUCAAGGAUACGCUACCCAGGCUGUGACUGAAAAGCUACAGAAAAGUACGUCAAAUCCUCUGGAUCAUAUAUCGGAGAAAUUUAAACAUUAUAGGGAACUUUACGCAAAUAAAGACAUUAAACCGACAGGAAAAUACUACCUUGAUUUCUAUUCAGCUAAGAAAUACUGGAUGGCAGGGAGUUAUGAUGUUACGAAAGAAACUACGAAAAUAAUACCAGAAAAAAUUGAUGUAACUACUUCAGAAAAGGCUAUUCACUUUUGGGUUCUUUUACGAAGUUCUGAAAAUAAAAAUAUUUUUAUUGAAGCAUCAAGUGGUGAAUCUUUUUUAAUUGAUGAACCUAAUUAUUUAGGCGUGGAAUUCUUGUGGAACAAUAAAAACUUUUGGUACUAUAGAGGUGAAUAUAAGGGUUCUUGCAAAGAUAUUAACUUUGACUUGACUGAAAUUAUGGAAUGGGAACAAUUUCUACCGACUUACAAGAUUAAAUCCAAAAGAGAUGGUUCUCAAAUUCGUAUGCCUGAUACGUGGAUACGUGAGAUGGAAAUAACGCAAGAAGAGUUCGAAAACCGAUUCUCCCCUGAUGGUAAGUUAAUUCGGUACAACAUGGCAGAGGCGAUAAAACAUAAUAGUGAUUCUAUAAAAAAUGGUCAAGUUCAUAAAAUUACUUAUUAUAAAGACAGUAGUUAUAAAGUACCUGAAAAAAUAUUGUUAUUCUUUGAAGGUAGGAAAGACAAAUUACAGCAUCGUUUGAUUGAUUGCAAUAUUAUGAUAGCGAAAGACAUGUUUUCUAAGGGCCGAGAUGACGCCAUGAAAGAACAUGAAUACUGUCUGAAAGAAAAUCCCAAGUUUAUUCAAACUAUUAAAUUUUAUUCAAACAUGCGGAGUGAUAAUUUGCUUUCUAAGGAAUGGAAUAAUAAAUUUGUUAAAGAAAUUUUUGUCGAUCGAAUUGAUCGUUUGAAUUUAAGAGAAAUAGUUUAUGACGAUGAAAAUGUUCUUGAAGAUAAGAAAAUGUUUAAUGCUGGAAAACAAGAUCUUUUAGAUGAUAGUGGCAAAGAAAAAGAAGCUUUUGAAGUUAAAUAUCAUAUCGGUCCAUCAAUGUUCGAAAAUUUCGAAAUUCUUUUUGAGGACAUUGAAUUUUCUGAACUAGAUAUGCAAACAUUUCUGCAAAUAAUAGAUCCCGCUGAAAGAUACGUUUCAACGGAUUCUGAUUCUGAAAGGGAAGAAGAUAAUGUUACGGAAAUUGGAAGAGAAAAUAUUUCCAUUGUGGUUGAUAAAAAUUUUAAGGAAAGCUCUGAAUCUUUUGAAAAGAACACGAGAAAUAAAAUAAAUAAAGACUUUCCGGAUGAUUUUGUGAAAGAAGAUAUUGAUGAUGACAGCAAUUUUCGUACGCAUCAGAUAAGUUUGGUGAACGACAUCACUAAUGAACUCGAAGAUAAUGCAAGUGAACAAGACACGUAUAGCUCUGAUGAUAUAGAAAUUAAACAUUAUGCAUCUCACAAAAGCACUCUUGAAGAUGAUGAAAUAGAAGUACAACAGGAAGGAACAUUAAAAGUCAAAUCGAAAAAGGGUAGUAAAGACAUAGAAGUUUUUGACGAUAUAAAUUUCGACGAUUUAUCAGACGAGGAGCUACAAACAAAUUACAAAUUAUACUUAUUUAGAUUAUGGGAAAAAUUUUCAAAUGAAGCCAACAUUGAUUUGCUUUUUAUGCGAGAUUUUAGUGACAGCCAUGAAAAGAACAUUCUGGACUCAAAACGGAAAAUUAUACGAAAACGUAGAAAGAACAUGCGAUAUCAGCAACGUCUUGAAUACGGCAAGCCUUCCAUUCGUGUUUAUAAAAAGAAAUUAGAUGAGAAUUUGGAUAAAAUGCCUUCUCACGCUGUUAAACUAGCAGAGAAUUUUCGACUAGCUGAAAAAUUUCCCGGUUGCAACUUCACAUGUCUUGAAGAGUUUGAAUUUCCAAUGGAUGCUUUGAAUGAAUUCGGUAAUCAUGCCAAAUCUGAAAUUAUAGAAAAGGAAUGUCUCCAAAUUUAUGACACCGGUAUAAAACAGAUCAAAGAGGCGGAUAAAGUUAAGAAGGAAAAAAGAAUAGUAUGCUUUAAAAAAGCUUUUUCAUUGGAUCCUACAGUUCCUGAUGACCAUUCCAUUAACGAAGUUUGGUAUUUGCCUGAAAUUUGCAGCUUCAGAAUCGAUUUUCAUUAUCCCGAAGGAAAGAGCGGCGGUAGAAAAUUGUUGCUUACAAAACCUGUGUGUAAAAGUACUGCAUUUAAGUUCCGAGAUUACUUAUUUCGAGAGAUAACUCCCAGUUAUGAGACAUCAAAAAUAAGCAAAUCGAGACUCUAUUGCUAUUUGGUAAGUCUUUUGAAAGAAGAGCCUGUAUUUUUGAAAGAACUCGAGUCUUUCGAGAAAGACAUGGAAAUCCCUCUCGCUAAAAGAGAGAUAGAAAUUCGAGAUUUGUUUGGCGAUUAGGUGAAAUUAUAUUGAUGUGAAGAUAUUAAAAGUAAGGAGUUUACGAAAAAUAAAGUUUGCCAAGCCAUUCAGUUUUUUUUUGUCACAACAUUAUAAGUAGUUUAUAAUUUGAAAUUUGCUCCGAAACGACUUCUGAGAUUAUAUUCUCAGAUGUUUAAAGUUGAACUAAUAAUACCGUGCAAAUUUGCUGCCAUUUUAAUAUGGAGCAAAAUUGAACUGCGUUU